GCCCUUCAUCAUCCAUCCAACCAAUUGCCCUCUUAUAGUAUCAAACCCACAAUGAAAUUCCACAACCAAUUUCUUUUUAAUUUCAAACAUCUAUUAUUUCCCAUCAUCAUCAUCAUCCUUGCGGUGUUGCUUUCUUUUUCCCGUUUCACUGCUUGUGAAUCUUCUUCUUCUUAUUCUGCAGCUCCAAUUAGAGAAAAGGAAAGAGAGGCUCUUUUAAAGUGGAAAGCCAGUCUUCACAAGCAAACCCAAUCUCUAAUUCUCUCCUCCUGGGCUCCAAACACCAGCAGCAGCCCUUGCAAUUGGGUUGGGAUUCAUUGCAAAAAGGGUAAUGGAAGUGUCACCCACAUACGCCUUCAAAGUGUUGGUUUAAGAGGUACACUUCACUAUCUCAACUUCUCAUGCUUCCCUCAUCUCCGUAGCAUCGAUCUUUAUAACAAUUCACUCUACGGGACAAUCCCCAACCACAUCACUAGCCUUUCCAAGCUCACCUCCCUUGACUUGUCUUUUAAUUCUCUCUCUGGAGCAAUUCCAUCUGAGAUAGGGAAACUGAUGUCGCUCACUGAGAUGUCACUCGCGACCAACAAUCUCAUAGGUCCAAUCCCUGCUACAAUGUGGAACUUGACCAACUUGACCGUUCUAUACCUUUAUGACAACAAACUUUCAGGACCCAUCCCUCAAGAAAUUAGAAUGUUGAGGUCUCUUGUCGAUUUGGAGUUGUCCGAGAACUUCUUCUCAGGUUCAAUACAUGCUUGGAUGAAGAACUUGGUCAACUUAACCACUUUAUACCUUUAUAAAAAUAAACUAUCGGGACCCAUCCCUCAAGAAAUUGGAAUGUUGAGGUCUCUUGUCAAUCUCGAUUUGUCCGGGAACAACUUCUCAGGUCCAAUACCUUCUUCGAUAGGGAAUUUAUGCAACUUAACCAUGUUGCCCCUUCACGAAAAUCAACUCUCUGGAUCCAUUCCAUCCACAAUUGGGAACUUGACCAAGGUCUUGGGCUUUAGUUUGUACGAAAACCUGUUAUCUGGCUCUAUCCCACGAGAAAUAGGAAGGAUGAAAUCCCUCGAGUCUCUAUCCUUAUCGGAUAAUAAAUUCACUGGAUCUAUACCUAUAGAAUUAAAUAAUCUUACCCAUUUGCAAAACUUGCAGUUGAGUGAGAACGAGAUUACUGGUCAUUUACCACAUAACAUAUGCCGUGGUGGAUCACUUGUAAAUUUCACUGCAUUUGGCAACAAUCUCACAGGUCCAAUCCCUAACAGCUUGAAGAGUUGCACUAGCUUAUUCAGAGUUAGGCUUGAAAGAAACCAACUUUCUGGAAAUAUAUCAAAUGAUUUCGGCAUAUAUCCAAACUUAAAUUAUAUUGAUUUGAGUGAUAAUAAAAUGUUCGGUGAGCUUUCUAGUAAAUGGGGCCAGUGCCAUAAUCUUACAAGCUUAAGAGUGUCCAACAACAAUAUUUCUGGUGAGAUACCACCUGAAUUGGGAAAUGCAACUCAGCUACGUGUACUUGACAUCUCUUCAAACCAUCUCAUUGGAAAAAUCCCAAAGAGUUUAAGAAGGUUAACCUCAUUGAUAAACCUUGAUUUAAACAACAACAAACUUUCAGGAAACAUUCCUUUGGAAAUUGGUGAGCUGUCAGACUUGGAACGUCUUAAUUUGGCAGCAAAUAAUCUAAAGGGCUCAAUUCCGGGACUGUUAGGAGAGUGUGUGAAACUAUUGUAUUUGAAUUUGAGCAAAAAUAUUCUUGCUGAAGGUAUUCCUUUUGGCAUAGGCAAUUUACACUCUCUUGAAAACCUUGAUGUCAGCCACAAUUUAUUAAAAUGGAAAAUACCAGCCCAACUUGGACAAUUGGAGAAGUUAGAAGCAUUGAAUCUCUCCCACAAUAAGCUUUCUGGAUCCAUUCCAUUGGCUUUUGAAGGUAUGUUAAGUUUGACUUCUGUUGAUGUAUCAUACAAUCAGUUGCAGGGUCCUGUUCCAAAAAAUAAAGCCUUUCAGGAGGCUCCAUUUAAUGCAUUCCGUAAUAACAAAGCUUUGUGCGGCAAUGCCACUGGUUUGAAGGCUUGCGCCCCCACAAAGAACAAUGAUGCUAAUAAGGAGGAGAAGAGCAACAAACUUGUGAUUUUGAUAAUAGUCCCUCUUUUGGGCAUUUUACUUAUUUCAUUUAUGGUUGUUGGGAUUUUUUAUCUUCUUUACCCCAAAGUGGGCAGCGUAGAAAAUGAGCCAAGAAGAGAAAACAAUGAGAAUUUAUUUGCAAUAUGGAGCUAUGAUGGAAAACUGGUUUAUGAAAACAUCAUUGAAGCAACAGAGGACUUCAGCUCUGAUCAUUGCAUUGGGGUAGGAGGAUCAGCAAGUGUUUAUAAAGCUCAAUUGCCAAGUGGUCAAGUUGUUGCUGUGAAGAAACUUCAUGCCUCGGAAGAUGAUGGUGGACGGGCUAUCGAUCAAAGUGGUUUUACAAGUGAAAUUCGAACAUUAACAGAAAUACGUCAUCGGAAUAUUGUGAGGCUUUAUGGUUUUUGUUCGCACCCACGACACUCGUUUUUGGUUUAUGAGUUCUUGGAAGGGGGAAGUUUGCAAAAGAUCUUGAGCAGUGACCAACAAGCCUCGGAGUGUGGAUGGAUUAAGAGAUUGAAUGUGGUAAAAGAUGUGGCAGAUGCUUUGUGUUACAUGCAUCAUGAUUGUUCGCCUCCUAUAGUUCAUCGAGAUAUAUCAAGCAAGAAUGUUUUGUUAGAUUUUGAAUAUGUGGCUCACAUCUCUGAUUUUGGCAGUGCUAGGCUUCUAAAUCCUAACUCUUCCAAUUGGACUUCAUUCGCGGGGACCUUUGGAUAUGCUGCUCCAGAACUUGCUUAUACAAUGGAAGUGAAUGAGAAAUGUGAUGUUUUUAGCUUUGGAGUGUUGGUAGUAGAAGUGAUAAUGGGAAAGCAUCCAGGCGAGCUCAUCUCCUCUCUAUCAACAUCAUCAUUAUCGCCACCGACAUUGGUUGUCCGAGAUAUACUCUUGAAGGAUGUGUUGGAUCAACGUCUUUCACCUCCAAUGGCACAAAUGGUAGAGGAGUUAGUAUUUAUCACCAAGCUAGCUUUUGCAUGCUUGCAUGCAAGUCCCCAAUCUCGGCCAACAAUGAGAGAAGUCUCCACAGAGCUAUCGAAACAAAGGUCAACUCUGCAAAAUUCAUUCCACAAGAUUACACUAGGACAACUGCUUGAUAUUGAAUCUUUAGCCUCCUCAUUAUUUUUGCGUCUUUAAAAUUUUUAUGUUCUAGUGUUAUUUUUUCCACUUUGAAUUUUCAAUUUUAUCGUUUAUGUGUGGUAUUCCUUUGUCCUGUUUAUCUUGUGUGGUGAGGAUGAUGCCAAGAUUGUUGUAAGAUACAUUGCAUUUUAUUGCACAUCGUAAGACCAAUCUAAGUGUCUCUUAUUCAAUAACAUA
Molecule: messenger RNA, 3414 nt
Organism: Cornus florida
Lineage: Eukaryota; Viridiplantae; Streptophyta; Magnoliopsida; Cornales; Cornaceae
Product: MDIS1-interacting receptor like kinase 2-like
Exons: 2
Coding region: 52-3234 (1060 amino acids)
Biological process (GO): protein phosphorylation; hormone-mediated signaling pathway
Cellular component (GO): plasma membrane
Molecular function (GO): protein kinase activity; ATP binding; protein binding
Source: RefSeq, a predicted model, not a curated record